AUGUCCUUUUUCAUCUUGAUGACAAUUCUAUUGACAAUAUUUUGUCCAGCAACAAGUGCGGGAUUGAUCGGAGAAGUGAAUUCACAAGAAGAAAAUACAACAAGUGGAAUUUCUAUAUUGACACUUCCUAAUACUCAAUCAAUUGUUGGAAAUUCAACAGUUGCCUUUUCAGUGGUUAAAUUAUCGACCAAGUAUACUUUGAGUGAAAAUGGAUUUGUAAGAUUGGACCUUAGUGGACUUUUAAGGGGAGAUUCGAAUUUUAAGGAAAUUUACUUGACAAGCGUUUAUCCAUUUGAAUCAAAUUCAUUGGAAUUUGAUUAUUCAUUCAAGAAGGAAGGUCCUUAUUCAUCUGCUACUUCAAAUAUUCCUGCAAGUUCAACAAUUAUUGCUCAGAUUUCAAUUCCAGAAAGUUUACAAUCAUCUGCAUUUAUUUCACUUUAUAUGGAUAUUAAGUGUUUACAAACAAAGUGUGAUUUCCAGGUUUCUAUUGAGGAUGGAGUUUCUGUUGCUAUAGGAGCUGUCAUUGGCUCCAUUCUUGGUGCAAUUAUUUUGGUAAUUAUUGGAAUUAUGGUUUUGGUCAUUUGGUUGAGAAUUUAUUCACCAAAAUAUAGGACUGAUGAGGAUAAAGUUAAAUUAACAUCGACACAUGUUUAA
Naegleria gruberi is the source of this 654-nucleotide messenger RNA. RefSeq lists its product as uncharacterized. The coding region runs from base 1 to 654 and encodes 217 amino acids. NCBI's taxonomy places the organism in Eukaryota, Heterolobosea, Eutetramitea, Acrasida, Naegleriidae. The transcript has a single exon. The record is from RefSeq and is a predicted model, not a curated record.